GUUUGUAGGGAAGGUCGUUGUACCACUCGCUAGCAUCAGGUGGACGUUUCAAGACUCAUUACUUCCAAUGUCGGUGACAGCUUGUGUUUUCUUUGAUCUUAGACAUUAGCAAGUUAUUAUUUUCAUAUAUACAUUAUCCCGCCGAAGUGUCACUAUGAAGUUCUGUUUCUUUUAUUUUUCGGAUUUGAUUUAAGAUUUCAAACUAACGUGUCACGGUGGGUGUUGGGGAAAAGCGCGAAGUUUCGAUCGAGAAUUGAUUACAACAGGACAGAUAAACCAUUCGUCUGUGACCACACUCAACAACAAUGGGGAGAAAGAAAAUUCAGAUCUCACGGAUUCUUGACCAGCGAAACCGACAGGUGACCUUCACCAAGCGGAAGUUUGGGCUGAUGAAGAAGGCCUACGAGCUCAGCGUGCUGUGCGACUGCGAGAUCGCCCUCAUCAUCUUCAACAGCACUAACCGCCUCUUCCAGUACGCCAGCACCGACAUGGACAAGGUGCUGCUCAAGUACACCGAGUACAGCGAGCCCCACGAGAGCAGGACCAACGCAGACAUCCUGGAGACCCUGCGCAGGAAGGGCCUGGGGCUGGAUGGGGCGGAGCUAGACGCGGAGGAGGCCGUGCAGGUGGCUGCGGAGAAGUACCAGCAGCUGAACGAGGGCCUGGACCUCACCGUGGCACGCCAGCGAUACUACGCACCCCCUGUCCUCACUCCAGAGGCCCAGUACUUGGUGGCCACAGGCUGUGAGAACGGAUUCAGUCCCCCUGGCCUGGGGGCGCACCGGACCCCAGCCUUCAAGCCCGUCGGGCCGAAACUGGGCUCCCCGGGAGCACACCACACGCUCUCUUCUCUCGUACCCCCACACUCAGGCAUUGGCUACUCGAUGUUCUCCCAUGGCAACCUGAGCAGAGCUUUGGAGAUGAAGACUCCACCCCCCCUGAACCUGGGCUGUGAGAACCGGCGAGCCGAGGCACACCCCGGUCUGCCUGGUGCGCGCGCCAACCUGAGCAGCGCGAGGGUGCUUUACCAAGGCAUGCACUCUGGGAGCCAUUUGAUGGGCGUGGGCAAAGCGGGGCUUCUAGGUCACAGUCUGGGGGAGUACGGCCUCUCCCCUGCUGGCAUCCCUGAAUAUCCCCACCCGAGCUUCUCUCAUUCUGUGAACCUACAGCGAAACUCAGUGAGUUCCUGGCAGCCAGCACAGCACCAAGAGGCACACGCGUCUCACAUCGGUCCAGGAGUGCCCGAUGGAGGGUGUGCAUUUUCGGCGCAGACGUCCCCGUCCUGCUCGCCGGCUCAUUCCUCCCUCAACCUCAGCAUCAAAUCAGAGCGGCUCUCCCCAGAGCACACCUGCUCCCCGACCACGCCCCCUCUGCACCACAUGAUGCAUCACUCGCCUAUCAGCAGCGCGCAUUCCGUGGGCUCGAUCGCUCAGGAGCCGUAUGCAGCCAAUGAGAGGGAGGGCUUCCAUAAAGGGACGUACCCAGCUCAGCAUAAUGCGGCCAAGGCCCAGUCAGAAGAUAAGACUCGACCGCUCACUAGGCGAUUAGAGAUUGAGGAAGGGUGGCCCAGAUAGCUGGACGGCUGCUCCCGGGGGUUGGGAGUUGGGGGGUGGGUGGGGGUUGGGGGCUGACUCAUUAUUUUUAAAUAUCCCCGAGGACAGGGCCCACUGCUAGACCCUCCCUGUGGGGCCAUGAGCAUGUAUGUGACUCUGCAUUUCUCCCAGACACUGUGAGGAAAGAUGGUCUGGGUAUUUUGUGUUUAAUUAGCCCGUUGCCUUUCUGAGUGGAUGGGGGAGAGCAGGACUCCAUAACACUGUGUUCCCCUUGCCUGAGCUGCAAUAGACUGUAGAGUGCUGUGUGUGUGUGUAUAAUCUGGCCUGUUUGUUCAGUAUGCAGCAGUGUUUAAACUGACCUUUAUUUUGAAGCCUUUAAUGCCAUAUACACUUAAAUGGUUCAACAAAUAAACUGGGGGAAAUAUUCGUAAAGUGUCUCAGAAGAGGGGAUUGCGGAUCUAGGGUCAGGUUUCUCCUGCCCGUAGUCCAGACCUAUCCAGUCUGAGCCAAAUGGCAAAACUGAUCCUAGGUCAGUACUUCUGCUCUGAGACACUUCAUGAAUACAGGCCUCAAAUAUGUGCCCUGUUCAAUUCGUACACUGUGUCUGGGGCUAAGGCUAUAUUGAUCAAAAUCAAUAACUGGUGGUAUAACUGACGUGGCUGCCUCUUGAGACCAAUUACACAUGAGAACUUGUUCAGAAGGUUUUCCUCAUUUAUCAUUUGGACGUAAUUUCUGUACUCGGGUGUUCAAAUCGAUUACAUGAUGGAAAGGGAAACCAAUGAAGUAAUGUAGUGGACUGGUGUAUUGAAGAGCAAUUCAUUAAUUUGUCUCUCAGGGAAUUUUUGGUAUCAGAAAGUUUUUUUCUACCUUCAACAGUUAACAUAUUAUGAAAUAUGGUAACUAUUGAAAUUAUAGCUUUUAACAAGAACUUAACACUGUAAUGUUUUGUAUUUGUCUGGAGUUUUAAGGACACUUGAUUACAAUACAAAAUAAUGAAAAAAAAACAUGCAUUUGAAGACCAAAGGUUUAGGGAAGACAUAUUAUGUAAAUGUUAACAUUUUAUUUAAAGGAAAUUAAAUGCUUCUGUAACGAUAUUGCAAAACUGCUUUUGCUGUUAUGGGUUUUCCUGUCGCUCAAGGAAAGAAUUUUGUUUUCAGGUAUAAUUGCAAUUGUAUGUGAUUGAACAAUAUUACAAAAAUUCUUUCACUAUUGUGGAUUUUCCUGUUCAAGAGAAUCAUUUUGUUUUCAGGUGUAAUUGCGAGCAGUUAUACAUAACAAAAAGGUUCAUUUCUUAGGUUCAAAGACCAGUUUAUGUUCUUGUAUUUUUAUGUGCUCUUUUUAUUCUGCAACUAAGGAAAGAAAAGCUCUAAAAGAGGUUACUUGCACUGCUUUUUUAUUUAAUAGCUUUGAAACAAGUUAAGAUCUUUAACACUUUUGUUCUUUUAAUUCUUACAGUAGCUAUGAGCUUCUUCUUCUUUUUAAAAAGAUAAAGCACUCUUACUUUCCAAAGGGAACAGGGCUUUAUUAUGAGGAAAAGGGAGAGCGUGUUACUAUUUAGCCUUAUUCCAUUCACUCUUAAUUUUAAUUUAAAAUGCUUUAUGUGAAAAUUCUGUGCACUGAUUUAAUGGAGAUAAUUAUGGUUUUAUAAAAUGUUAGAUGUUAGAUUUUUUUACAUUCAAGUAGUAUCAUUGCUUUGUCUAGAAAUUACAUUUUAAAAUUAUCAUUAAACGUAAUGAUAAUUUUACGCUUUUCUUUAUUGUAUACACUAGAUGUAUUAAUGUUAUUUUUGUGUGCUGUCUUUUUUUUCUUUCUACGUUUGAGUGUUAUAAAAGUGGUAAACUUUGAAUUACGAAUGAUUAAAAGACCGUUUUGAAAACUGGCUAAUAAUAGAAAUGUUUCUGUUUUGCUGUUAUGCUAUCUGGUGUGCGUCAUCAUUGUUGCCCACAAGAGGUCACCCUGUCCCCUGGUGUUCAUUUCAGAGUCAAGUGUGGUCAUGUUUUAAUGCAAAUGCAUUCCUGUCAGAUCCAAACUUUGCUUCUCAUUAAUGGAUCCUUAUUGUUCCCUCACAAAAGAGACAUCUGAGGGGAGUGCCUGGGAAAGUUUAGCCGUGCGAUGCAGCCACGUCUCUCAUCCUUUAAAUUAUGCAGUAUGGCGGGUCAGCGCGAAUGGCUGUUUCCCACAAAUUGCUCGUUUGUGCCGCGUGUUUUUGUUGCUUUGACUAAAUUUUAAGAGAUUCGGCAGCGGUCUGAUCAGAAGAAUAUUUUCUCUGUUCAUUAUGCCUUAACUGACACUGAUUUAUAUUGGGAACAUAAAAAAUAAAAUCUAAACAUAAUUUCA
Messenger RNA from Anguilla rostrata (American eel), 3890 nucleotides. It is a transcript of the gene mef2b, whose product is annotated as myocyte enhancer factor 2b. Lineage: Eukaryota; Metazoa; Chordata; Actinopteri; Anguilliformes; Anguillidae. Gene Ontology annotation, biological process: positive regulation of transcription by RNA polymerase II. Gene Ontology annotation, molecular function: RNA polymerase II cis-regulatory region sequence-specific DNA binding; DNA-binding transcription factor activity, RNA polymerase II-specific; protein dimerization activity. The coding region runs from base 306 to 1574 and encodes 422 amino acids. The transcript is spliced from 9 exons. The record is from RefSeq and is a predicted model, not a curated record.